Saprolegnia parasitica CBS 223.65 is the source of this 633-nucleotide messenger RNA. RefSeq lists its product as hypothetical. Gene Ontology annotation, molecular function: protein serine/threonine phosphatase activity. The transcript has 4 exons. Lineage: Eukaryota; Oomycota; Saprolegniomycetes; Saprolegniales; Saprolegniaceae. Gene Ontology annotation, biological process: protein dephosphorylation. The record is from RefSeq and is a predicted model, not a curated record. The coding region runs from base 1 to 633 and encodes 210 amino acids.
AUGUCCCGCUUCCUGACCGAGCCCAAGACAGCCAAGACGACGUCGAGCCACGACGCGCCCGAGGUGCGCCUCGCCAUCGGCAGCAGCAGCAUGCAGGGCUGGCGCGACACGAUGGAGGACGCCGAGCUCGUCCAGACCAAGCUGCCCUCGAAGGAGAAGAUGGCGUGCUUGGCUAUCUUUGACGGCCACGGCGGCGACGCGGUCGCCAAGGACGUGUCGGCCCACAUCACGCCGCUGCUCCUCGAGACAGACGGCUUUAAGAAGUUUGACGGGAAGGACGCGACUCUGCUCGUCUCGGCGCUGCGUGACUGCUUUCUCACGAUGGACGACAAGCUGCGCGAGACGGUUGGCGCCGAUGGCCGCGCCGAUGAGAUCGGCUCGACGGGCCUCGUGGUGCUCAUCACGGAGCAGUACAUCGUCUCGGCUAACCCAAUCCAACUCGCAAAGCCGAUUCAGAUGUCGCUCGACCACAAGCCCGACCUCGAGGCGGAGAAGAACCGCAUCGUCGCCGCCGGCGGUACCGUCUUCCGCGGCCGCGUCUCGGGCGGCGUCGCAGUCUCGCGCAGCUUCGGCGACUUCUGGUUCAAGCGCAACGAGAAACACCGAACAAGAAGCCGUGGGACCACCUCGUGA